This is a messenger RNA of Toxoplasma gondii ME49, 3492 nucleotides long. RefSeq names its product WD domain, G-beta repeat-containing protein. Bases 1025 to 3097 code for a protein of 690 amino acids. The transcript is spliced from 11 exons. Gene Ontology annotation, molecular function: protein binding. The record is from RefSeq and is a predicted model, not a curated record. NCBI's taxonomy places the organism in Eukaryota, Apicomplexa, Conoidasida, Eucoccidiorida, Sarcocystidae.
CGAAAAAACAAAGAGAUCGCGACUUUCCCUCUGCAGUGAGGCGCGCGCGUCAGUUGACGAAAGCGUCGACACACACACACACAUGCCGCGCUGGUGGAGAAAGCGAAGGUAGAUGUCGCUGUUGCGGCAGUUUUCCCGCUUGAAACGAAGAACCAACGGCCUCGCUGUUUCGUUCGGCAACUUCCGCUUUUACGGUGUAGAGAACUUCUCUUGAAACGGCUCUUGGUGUUAAAAUGCUAAGCAUGUUUUGACUUUUCCCCCGCGACCCGACGCCUGCCGAGCCUCAGGUUCUUUUCGACGCCGAUUGAGUUUCAUGACGCUUCUCUUCUCCUCGCUUUCGCUCCCAGCAGGCCGUCAGCAGAGGUAGGUCUUUUGAAAAAAGAAGUUUUCGUGGACUCUCCCACCCUCGAGAACUUCUUGCAGGGUGACUGGAGAAACGAGGCUGGGUCUUCAGCGCCUUGCAUCUGGUUAGGAGCGAGAGGAAGUUCCUUCUUUUUCGCGUCGAAUUUUGGACAACCUCGACUCUUCGGCUAUAGUUUCGCACAUGCCCAGUGGACUGCAAACGACGGUUAAUUCUGCGAAGCGUUUUGACGUUCAGUGGCGGUCGCCGUGAAGCUCACUCCGCAUUCGCUCGGCCUCUCGGCGCAGCGGAGUCUUCUUCAUCGUUUGAGGGACCUUCAUGCUUUUAUGCACUGGGAGGUGCUCAAGUGUGAGCAGGACGAAGCCGUCGAAGAAGACACAAGCGCGCUUUUGAGGAACGCGAAGAUGCGACAGGCAUCGCGACAAAAAGAAUGGACACAGACAUGACACUGUUGUUGAGCCCUGUGUUUCUCGUUUCAACGCAACUGCUGACGGCACUCUGGGGUCCUUCUCUUUGUACGCGCGUAAUGCACAUGCAUGGUGCUGUGUGUCUGCGUCGAGAUCUGAGCACAAGUGGCUAGAAGAGACGACGAUAUGCACAGGAAGGAAGAGAAGCACAGUCCGAGCCAAGGACGCGAAAGAAAAGUCGCGUCAAGUCCGUUCAAUGGACUUCCGAGGAACAGCAAGACGGUUCGGUCGCGAGCAGCGUUUCACAGCACGAGCCUCCUGGUUUCUGUUUGCUUCCAAGACUCUCGAAAGUGAUUUUUUCUGGAAGAACCCCCUGCGAACUGUUCGAGUCUGCGUUGACGGACGCAGUGAGCUGAAGAGGAGGAACUUGUCAAGCAUCACUCGAUUUACGCAGAGAAGAGGACAACGCCGUUUCCUGGCUCGUGCUUCACUUUUUCCCCCUCCAUUCUGCCCUCUCUUGUGCGACCCCACCUACGUUACAGCGCAAGAGGUUCGCUCUCUAAAGGUUCGUUCCUGUUCCAUCUCCGAACUUUGCUUCUUCUGCGUUGUUCCAGCCUGUGCGAUCGACUCGGACCCGCGCGAGACUGUUGAGCCUUUCGUGCUGACGCCGAUGUCUCUGCGAAAGCGACAGGAGGAGCAGCUGCACCAGGCGUUGCUCCUCUACCUCCAGCAGCGGUUCCCAGAGACGGCGCGGGUGUUCCAAGAGGAAGCACAACUCCAUGGGGGCACCGCGGGAGUGUCUGCAGACGCCUCGAGUGGAGGGAACCUCGAGAACGAAGGGGCAUCUCCCGGGCGAGAAAGACUGUCUGCGGCUCUCGACAUGGACGCCGACCUGCUCCCGCGGCGAUGGGCGGCGACAGCGCGCUUGCAGGCGUCUGUGGCGCGUCUGCAGAAUCAGGUGAGUCGACAGCAAGAGCAGAUCGCUCUCCUCAUGUCGGCGGCUGCAGGACGAGACGCAGGAGGAGACGCGUUCGCUUCGGAGCCCUCAGGGGCGAACGGGGCGGUAGAGAAGGACAAGGAGGCCGCUGUCCACACAGCUGAGGACUCAGCGAAGAGAGAAGAGAGAUCCCUCACGCUCCCUGCCGGACCUGCGGUGUACGUACUCCCGGGCCAAAGGUGCCCCGUCAACGCCCUCGCAGUUCAUCCCCUUCUGGCUCAGCUCGUCACUGCCGCAGACGACGGCAUCGUCCGGGUGUUCCAUAUCAUGCGAAACUCGGGCAAGUUCGAGAGUCAGUUCAAGGCUCACAGUGCAUCCGUCAAUGACGUUGCCUUCGAUCCGUCCGGCCGCUGGUUCGGAAGUGCAUCCUCGGACAUGACAGUGCGCAUCUUCGAUGUGCAGCAGAACUACGAACCUUUCAGGACACUUCAGGGUCAUGACGACGUCGUUUCUGCGCUGCAGUUCUGUGAACUCGCGGGCUCGCGUGCAGGCGCCCAGCCGUGCUCGGCCUUCAGCGCCUCACCAGACGUUUCCUCUGUCUCCUCGCUCUUCGUCUUCUCCUGCUCACGUGAUGGAACAGUAAAGCUGUGGUCUCUCGCCUCGGGACUCUGUCUCCGGACGUUCUCGCCGUCGCCUGAGGAGUCUUUUUCGCUCAACAAGGAGGCGUGGAUUCGAGACGUCGCCGUCCCCGAAGAGUCGCUGCGGGCCGCGAAAGUCUUUGCGAGCUGUGGCAACGGUCAAAAAGUGACUCUCUGGCGCUACGACUUGGGCGUUUCAGUUCGGGAGAUGACCGGACACUCGCACGUGGUUGAGAGUGUCGUCUUUGCGUCAGAAAAAAUGCUUCGGCUGCUUCACGCUCAGAAGCGAGCUCCUUCGCCUCUCCCUGGAAGUAUUCUCGACGAAACAGCUCUUCAGGAAACUGAGAAGUCUGCCGGCACCAGCAGCGUCUUGCGGGUCGCUGGCCUUGUCCUCUUUUCUGCAUCAAGAGAUCGAACGUUGCGCAUGUGGGAUGCUAUGCAAGGCACAACCAUGCAUGUCUUUGUUGGCCAUGACAACUGGGUCCGCCGCGUCGUGCUUCAUCCCGGAGGGUCUCACAUUAUUUCUUGCAGUGACGAUCGUUCGAUUCGGUGCUGGAAUAUUCUAUCUGGCGCAUGCGAGCGAGUUCUCUCAUCCGCUCACUCCCAGUUCGUCACAUGUCUUGGCUUCGAUUUGUCGACGCAGCUGCUCGCGAGCGGAUCCCUCGACUGCACAGUCAAGCUCUGGAGCUGCAAUCGCGCUCAGCAGAAGGAACUCGCCGAGAAACAGUUGAAGAAAAGUGAAGGACCUGCAUGACGAGAUGUCCACUGUCUUCGCCUUGAGUUUCCCAGUCAAAUUUGCCCGUUCCCGUUGCCAUUUCUGUUCAGCUUCUAUUCGUUUCGCUGGACUUACCUAGUUUCUGGACCCUGCAUCGUCGCUCACUCACCGUACUUUUCCUUUGUUCCUCCGACCUCCUCUGUUUUGGGGUCGGGAGAGGCAUCCCGAAGCAAACAAGUUCACACAAGUUUUCAGAGAAGCACGGGGCGUCCACAGCGGUCGUCAUGCUGGUGCAUACAAGUGCAUGCGUAUGCUUUCAAAAAUGGAUGCAAGCACACCAAUGUGUGGACUUGCGAGUCGAUGUGGUUCUCGGAGGAAACAAAUCUUUUGUCUCCGAAACAGCUGGAAGGUAAAUCCUUGAGAAGCGCGGCUCA